Messenger RNA from Camellia sinensis, 1528 nucleotides. RefSeq lists its product as uncharacterized. Lineage: Eukaryota; Viridiplantae; Streptophyta; Magnoliopsida; Ericales; Theaceae. The record is from RefSeq and is a predicted model, not a curated record.
CUCACAUCCUCAACCAAACAAACCCCGACACACAGGCAUCAGUUACACUUUAUCGCUGUAUUCGUAUCCUGCAAGAAAGGAAAGCAGGACUAAUAUGGACUCGGAGUUACAGUUCUUCCAUUUCUUCCUCUCCUUUGAAAGAAACUUCUUUUCAAUCUCCUCACUAUCACCAUAAAGCCUAUUUAUAUGUUUCUUUGUGCGUUCUAUGCACAUUCAUCUCUAUUGUUCUAAUUUCUUGAAUCUAUCAUCGUACUUCGUUUUGAAUCUCAAUGGAUGUGGAUGGAAAAAGGAAUUCUUCGCUGCCUUCGAACUACGUUACCCUGGUUCAACUCCAAGAGCGAUGGCUCAAAGAACAGCAGCGAAAGCAGGCCGAGAGUGAGGAGGAAGAAAAGCGGAAGCAGAGAGAGAAAGAAGAACAGGAACGAAAGCGUGAAGAACUCGAGAAUCAGAUGAAGAGGCAUCACGAGAAUGUUGAGAGAAGCAACAAGACGAACACUGUGCCUCGUCGGCGGUUUAACGUGAAUCGCGGGAAUCAAUCGGAGAAAAGUUCUAGAACGACCGGAGUGAGCGAGAAGAAGGCGGAGGAAUUGCUAAUCGGACCGAUUGUGGUUCAUGAUGAGGAACGGAAAAUCGAUGAAUCGACGAAAAAUAAGUCGAAGAAGAAGAGAAAACCUAGCAAGGAGGAAGACCAAACCAGAGCUGAGAAGAAGAUUCCGGUGGUUGUGAAUGAGGGGAAAGGUGAAAAAGAGGUGAAUACCAGUGAAAUCAAGCGAAAUGCCAACAAUUUGCUGAUGAAUGUUAUGGGUGGGGAGAAGAAAGUCCCGGUUGAUCGAUCAGUGGAAAUCGGACGGAAAUUGGAGGAUCUUUCACUGAGUGGUGGGAAAGGAGGCCAUGGAAGAUCGUCUGGGAAGUGCGAUAAGGUUUCUGGAAAGUUCCAUAGCCAGAAACUGCAGAAGCCGAGAGAUUCAAACUUGGUAUGGGUUAGAAAAGGUGAAUCUUCUGGUGUCAGUGUUGCUUUGAGAUCAGGUGUGGUGGUGAAGGCUGGAGAAAGCCAGAAGAAACCAGUACAGAUGGGGCCAAAGGAAACUGGUUGGAGAGAGUGGCCAAAAGAAAGCCGUUGGAGAGAAGGGCCAAAGGAAAGAGGUCGGAGAGAGUAACCGAAAGCAUUUCUUACAUGUUCUGUUGUUUUGUUUUGAACAGAUCGAGUUGGCGCUGCUGGAAAUGUCAACAAUUUUCAUCAAUGUAGCAUAUAGUUUUAUCAGUUAUGUGCUCUUCUUUUUGUACAGGUUCAUGUUUGUUGAUAGUAACUCGAACUUGGUACCCCUUUCUGAACAAUUAUCAAAACAUUGAUGUUUGCUUAUUGACAAUGGAUGUUGAAGACCACUGGCAGUUAAAUGUGGUUGCUGGUGUACUCUUCCUUGUCUCUGUUGUGAUUCCAAUAGGAAGUCAUUCAGGAGAAUUAUUAAGUGAAUUAAUGCUUGGGCCAUUGUUUCAAUGGUAGAUGCCAGGUCUGCUUGAAAACUUGUCA